CGUCAACCGUUUACUGACUUUGCUAGUCUAUAUGACACUGUUGUAAACGAUAGACGGGUUGAAGACCUUAAUGCUUUAUCACAAAACACUUUACAAACAAGUACACCAACUAUUGCUACUGAAGAGAAUAUUACAUGCAAGAUUUGUCUUGAAUACCAGAUUGGGAUUGUUUUGAUACCUUGUGGACAUUUGGCCUGUAGCGACUGCGCUUUAAAGAUUAACACUUGUUCAAUAUGUCGUAUAUAUAAUAGUAUGUCUAAACACUCUAAAAUUAUUACAAUGUCUCCUUCUGCUGUUUCUGGUUAUACCACAUUUAAUGAAAGACUUGCAACAUUUAGAAAAGAUUGGAAUACAAUAUACCCUGUGUCGUGCGAAUCACUUGCUGAAGCUGGUUUUUAUUCAUAUAAUUUAUCUGAUCGUGUUGUAUCGUUUUGCUGCUAUCGUGGGUUAAGUGGUUGGAGAUUAUGGAAUAAACCCUGGGAGACUCAUGCGUUAUGGUCGCCCAAUUGUCAAUAUGUUAUUGACAAAAAGGGGAAAAAAUUUAUACAAAAAGCUAUUCGAAAAAGUCCAAAACAACUUCCCAAAAACACUAGAGAUUUGGUGGUAAAAGAAUGGAUGGGAUCGGAUAUGGCUUAUAGUAUUCUGGCAUUAAAAAUAACAACUUUUGAUAUAUUACGUCAGAUUAUGUUUUCUAGAUAUGAUGAAUGUAAAAAACCGUUUGCAUAUUUUGAAGAAUUGCGUGAAGCUAUUUAUUCUAGUAAUUUAUAUAAAUUAUCUAAUUUUUGUAUUCAACAACAAAAUAAUGAAAAUCCAACGAAAGAAAUUUUUACGUGUAAAAUUUGUAUGAUUAAUGAAAUUAAAAUUGUAUUUGUACCUUGCGGUCACCAGGUGGCGUGUCGGGACUGUGCGUCUAAAUUACAAAAUUGUUGUAUUUGUCGAACAUGUGUCAUG
Medioppia subpectinata is the source of this 951-nucleotide messenger RNA. The record is from the annotation of a GenBank genome assembly. Lineage: Eukaryota; Metazoa; Arthropoda; Arachnida; Sarcoptiformes; Oppiidae.